Messenger RNA from Danio rerio (zebrafish), 791 nucleotides. The record is from RefSeq and is a predicted model, not a curated record. Lineage: Eukaryota; Metazoa; Chordata; Actinopteri; Cypriniformes; Danionidae.
GAGAGAGAGAGAAAGAGAGCAAGAGCAAGAUGAUAAGAAACUGUAGGACAAAGGUGAGGCUUCAUAAAGACACAGACCGAAAGAGCAGCAGAUUUAUUCAAUCCACUCGCAUAUAAAGUUUGUUUCCAGAAUGAUGAAGUUUCUGAUAUUGGCUGUUGUUCUUAUGCUGGCUGUGACCGGCGGCACGGCUCUGGACUGCAUUCGCUGUGUCCCAAAGAAAGCCGGAGGUGCCUGUGAGGUCACUUCUGAAACAUGCCCGCCGGAGAAAAGCGCCUGUGCUGCUGCCAAAUUCAGCAGAAGCCCGUAUGGUCACUUCCAGAAGUGCAUGGCCAUGUCGGACUGUGAGAUGCAGAAGCGCAACUCUUACAUCAACAUCAAGUGCUGCCAGAAGGACUUCUGCAACACCUUCGACUGAUCUGCAGAUGAUCUUUUUGAACAUCAUCUCCUAAUAUAAUAGAUUACAUACUACUAUAUGCAUGUUUUCAAACUUAAACCUAAAGAAAUGACUAUUUUUCACAGCCCAAUCUCACAAAGAAACGUAACAAUGUUAUGUUUUGUCAGUUUAGUGGCUAAUUCAUAGGAUUUUUAUGAUUUUUAAAAGGAGGCGUGGCAGCAAAUCACACCCCUAAACUCAGCUGUUAUUGGGGAAUGAUAAAUUGCACUUAAUAGUACGACUGAGAUUGUAAACAUUCACAAGUAUGAUGCAAUACUGAAUUAACAUCUAUUGUUGAUCCUGGAACAUCAUAACGUUGAUUUUUCCUGGUUGAAAUAAACUUUCUAUUUUCAAAGCA